Bombus terrestris (buff-tailed bumblebee) is the source of this 3379-nucleotide messenger RNA. RefSeq names its product dynein axonemal intermediate chain 2-like. The coding region runs from base 1 to 2748 and encodes 915 amino acids. Gene Ontology annotation, molecular function: dynein light chain binding; dynein heavy chain binding. NCBI's taxonomy places the organism in Eukaryota, Metazoa, Arthropoda, Insecta, Hymenoptera, Apidae. The transcript is spliced from 10 exons. Gene Ontology annotation, biological process: cilium movement; outer dynein arm assembly. Gene Ontology annotation, cellular component: outer dynein arm. The record is from RefSeq and is a predicted model, not a curated record.
AUGGAGAUCAAACGGGUGUACGUGAAAACGCGCACCGAGUUCGGAAAGCAUUGCAUGUUCGAUGUGCGUGGGCCGCAAAUGGAUGCCAUUAUCCAUCCAAACCCCACCGAUAUGAACGACUAUAUCAAGAGGAGUCACUGUCACGUCGAGGUGCAGCACUCGAAGCAAUUGGCAUUGCACGAGGUUCAAACGGACAGUAAAACGACGAAAAAGAGCGGAAUGUUUCACUUCGAGGGCGGAUGGCCGAAGGAUAUCAAUCCGCGAGACGAAGAAACCACCAUGAGGUUUCGACGAAGGAUCGAAAAGGACGACAAUUGGGCACCGAAGCUACGUUACUUGUUUCAGAUGAUGGAGCACUAUGUUCUUCAAAAUGGCACGGUGAACAUUCACGAGUACUAUUUCGACAAUAUGAUACCAACACCCCUGGUACAGCCUUUUGGCUUUAGAACCGUGAACUUGUACAAUGAUCCAGAGACGCCGAAGAGGCCGGUGACCAAUAUCUCCUGGUCUCCGGAUUCUGGCAGCAGGAUAGUGGUAUCUUACUGCUUCUUGGACUUUGGGAGGGUGCCAGAUUACAGUAAAAAGCUGUACAUCUGGCAGGUCGACAAUCCGAACGAACCUUACAUGAGCCUGCAGCCUCCUACACCGUGCGUGUGUUGUGAAUUUAAUCCUCGAGAUCCUUCCGUCCUUGCCAGCGGUCUUAUGACGGGCCAAGUCUGUAACUGGGAUAUCAGGACCGGGAAUACGCCUGUACAGUACUCUAAUUUGCAAUACAGUCACAGGGAAUUCGCGAACGCGGUGAAGUGGUUACCAUCGAAAAGCAAUACGGAAUUUUUCUCAACGUCGACUGACGGUUGUGCGAUGUGGUGGGACACGCGACAUCUCCAACAACCAACCGAAAUUCUCAUGAUCGAUUUCGAGAAUCCAAACGAGCCAAACAUGGACCACGCGAUCGGUGUUUCAUGCCUGAAUUUUGGCCCGAUGGUGGGCGCGAAAUUUAUGUUUGGUUUGGAGAACGGCGUUAUUUUAACCGGAUCGAGAAAAGCGAGAUCGAAUGCAGAGAAAAUGGCGAUUAGGUUCACAAGCCAUUUUGGUGCGGUCAAGUCAGUCGAUCGAAAUGUCUUCAAUCCAUCGAUAUUUAUGACCGUCGGGGAUUGGAGAGCUCGAAUCUGGGCGGAAGACACCAGAGAAGAUUGUUUGCUUUCCACUCCGUAUGUUAAAUACCCAACGGGUGGCUGCUGGAACAAGACAAGGCACUCUGUUUUUUACGUGACGACUGGCUCUGGACAGUUGUUAGUCUGGGACAUUCUUCAAACUCUUCGGGAACCAGUUUUCACGUUGCAGUUAUGCGAUGAAAAGCUAACUUCUCUCGCGCCGUGCGAAGAAAAUACUCUUUUGGCGAUUGGCAACUACGUCGGUAAGGUAUUCCUGGUUGAACCAACGGAUUUCUUUCAGUCGUUCGACAAAAAGGACAGAGGUGUCCUUUCAGAGUGCUUAGACAAAUGCUCGAAAAUUACGAAGGCAGUGGAUUCACGAUUAAAGGAAAUCAAAUUGACGCAGAAGAUGGCGGCUGAGGAUUAUAAUGCAAACGUUAAAAUCAAGGACAAAUUUAAGGGGCCAAAGAAAAUAUCGGGGAAGGCGAAAGGCAGGGAGCCGAACUUUAAAACGAACAGGAAUCGAGAGAGAACUGUAUAUAGGGAAAAGAAGAAGACUCGAGACAAUGGUUUGCAGAUUUUGGAGGCCGAGAGGAGAUACUUUGACGCUGUACAACAAGGUGUGGAAGCUUACGCGUUUGAAACCAACCCAGACAUAAUUCCUAUUGUACAUAUAUUUGCCACAACGAAGAAAGCCGAAAAAAAGCGAAAAUCCUCACGGCCAGCUUCGGCCGGUCGCAAUCGCGGUCCCGUCUCCGUUGAAGCGAAGAAGACUGCAAAAAAGUUUGUGUCAAAGGAGCCCGUUGGAAUUCAAAAAGCGGAAAGACUAACCUGCAAAGAACCGAUAUCUCUAUUCGAACUAUCGGUACGACGUUCGAUACAAUCGAUGAAGGAGGACGUAUUACCGGAUCUCAGUUUAAAGAUAGACAAGAAGACAAAGAAGAGGAAAAAGCGCAAGCGACUCUUCGUGCUGCCACGGCCUUGCGAAGGGGAGAUUUGCAAACCGAAAGUCUGUUGCUGGAGACCCAGCAUGGGAUAUAGAAGGGAAGAGAAGCCGAAAGAAAAGAAAAAAUCGACUUUGGACAAGGAUUCUACCGUUUCUAUUAGAUCCUCGACGGAUGGGCGGAAACGUCGUAGGAUGAAAGGCGAUGUGCUUAGGGAAAUGCGGGCUCCGCCUACACAGCUCUGGGAGGAUGUCUUGAAGGCCAAGGCAGAGAUUCAAGUAGCUAGAGAAAUGUGGAAGAGGCGCACUAUCCGAUUGUCCGUGAAAGUCAGGAAGCGACGUCCUAGAAAAAUAAGAGUGGUAAAGAAAUCUACGGUAGAUGAACCAAAAGAACCAGGCAAAGAAGAGAAAGGGGAUAUAAGAACGGAGGAAUCGAAGGAAGAAAUGGCGAAAGUGAGAAAAGCGAAAGUACCGGAUCCUUGCAGCCCCCCGCCGGUAAAAACUGCCGAUGAAUUAUACUCGGAUAUCCUUGGUACUACCCCGCCACAAUUGCAGAAGGAGAGAAUCGUAGGCAAAGAUUACCUCGAAACGUACGCUCGUAGAAAGGCCAGAGUUUAUCCACGAAUUUCGGAGUUCGGGCAAACGAAGUAACUGCCGCAUCGGAACGGUAGAACUCUAGUUAGUGGUAGCUGUUAGUACUUUGCCAACUGGAAAAAUACGAAACGAUAGUAUUCGAUGAGUGACGAUCGAUUUUCAGAUUUCUUGAUGACACGUUCCUCCUCGAUUCGGCUCUCGAUAAUCGAGGAUAGGUUGCAGUCUUAGACCUAGUUUUAUCGAUAACAAGAUUUUGGUAGUCGCUGUACAUUUUGACUUGGAAAUUUUGCUUAGAUACAUUGAGCAAUUUGCUCGUUAAUAAACCUUGUAAUUUAGAAUGACGUUUCUUUUGUACGAUGUAAUUUAUUUUGGCCAAUGUGGAAGCGUGCCAACCGUUGCAUGGCUUCUACUUGCUAGAUAUUUAUCGCGUUACGUUUUGUUCCUCAAGAAUUUGAAUUAAAUUCCUUGCGAUUUUCCUUCGCUUUUUUUCAUUCCGUGUAAACGCGGAAUAGUCUCGUGCUCAGAGAAGAAUAGGGAGAAAAUAAUUUGUACUCCUCCUCGAUUAAACGAUAGACGCUGCGUUAGGGAAUUUUAUUAUUAAUAAAAUAAUUACGAUUAGGAGCGAGAAUAUUAGGUUUGUGUAUAUACAUAUAAUUUUAAGAAUUUUAUACGUGUACUGUACGCAAAG